Messenger RNA from Tachyglossus aculeatus (Australian echidna), 2218 nucleotides. RefSeq lists its product as uncharacterized. The transcript is spliced from 4 exons. NCBI's taxonomy places the organism in Eukaryota, Metazoa, Chordata, Mammalia, Monotremata, Tachyglossidae. Bases 10 to 2100 code for a protein of 696 amino acids. The record is from RefSeq and is a predicted model, not a curated record.
CAGUCCUAGAUGAUGAGGGACGUCCUGGAAGCCCUUCUGUUCCCCAUCGUUGCCGUCUUCUGGGCCCUACAGUGGCCCCUCUCUGAUGAGGGCUUCUCGCUUCUCUUCCUCUUGCUGCUGGUCUGGCAGGGCCGGAGGGGCCACGUGGCCUUGUGGGAGAAGAAAGACAACCUGAGAGACCAGAGCCCAGCCCAAACCCCUGCUCUUCAUGCUGCUUCCUUCCUGCAUCAGCAUCAUCUGAAGAAUCAACUGGAGGAUACAUCAGAUAAAGUUUGGACACUGGACCAAGAACGCACCGAGGAUCCAGAGGAGGUCCUGGGCCUCCUGAAAAGGCACGACACAGACACGGUCUGCGGCGAACUGGAUUGUACCAUCCGUCAGCACCUCAGUGAGGAAGCCCAAGGGGUGUCCUUGGAGGGUGGUGCCCCCUGUUCCGUGCUCCAACCACCCACUGAGAAGGUGACUCAGUCCGGAUUGCCUUGCUACCAAGACCCGGAGUCGGGAACUCACCAUUCCCAGGAGACCGCCUCACGGCCCAAUGACUGCAAGUUAGCCCAAUAUGUCUGUGGCACAGAGGACCCACCUCCCACUAGGGACGAAGGACCUCAAACUCCUCAGCUGGAGAAGACGCAUCAACAGGAGAACUUCCCGCCCUCUGCCCUCAGUAUGUCAGAGGACCCUAAAGAGGAAGCCCACAAAGACACAGAAAAAACACCUCUUGGGCAGCUACUAGAGCCUGUGGCCUCACUCGUGGGAACGGAGCCCUGCUGCCGGCCCUCACUCCUCUGCCCCAAGACUCGCAGCCUUCUGGAGGAGCAUUUAAAGUCCAUGCUCCACAUCCAGAAAUCGAGGACGCAAAACUGGGUCCUGGAAGCCCAGAGUCCGUUAGCGUCCCAGGCAGGAGAGCUGGAUGUCCAGCCUUCCGCUCUCUGGAGAAAAGGUUCAGCCCUGACUGAAGACUUCCUCAGGAUUAAUACUCCGAAGAGAGACAAGGAGGCCCCAAAAUGCCACCAGAUUAGCUUUGGAGAAAUCCCCUCUGUUGUGCCCGGUGGUCAGGGUGACACCCGCAUCUCAUCACCACGGGCUCCUCCGGCCCCGCAAGGCCCUUCGGCUCUCCCGGGCCCCGGAAGUUCCUCCACGGCAACAUCCUCAUCUCUGAAGCCAGGCCAGAGAUUCACCUCAACUCUGACACUGAGACUGAAGCCCAGACCACGAGAGGACGGACGACUCCUGGUCAAACUCUGGGGCCUGCCGGAGAGCUCAAUUAAGAGCCUGGAAUCUGUCUUGCAGAGGAAGUACGUGGAUUUCCUCUCUGGGUUUUGCCAGCUCUACGAUAUAGCCAUGUCCAUUGCGGUAUCUCCAGCGGCGGUUCCCUGGAUGCCAGCGAGCACAGAGGUCAAGCCCACGCUGGAUAGAGACUGUUCCGAACGCAGUGUGAUAGAUGAACUGAAGCAGGGGAAAUCAGAAGAGCCGAAACUCACCCCCAUUGCUGAAUGCCAAGAAACUCCACCGGGCAGUAGGUUGCGUCGCCACUCCAAAGUAACCCUCGACCGGAGCAGACUUCAGAGCCAACCUGCCUGGGCCUCGGGGCAAGAGAGCCAGGGGUUAGGCCAACAGGUUUCCCGACGGUCAAAGUCAUCACUCUGCCCCCGCAACACUACAAGCUCCUCGGGAACUUCCACCGUGAUCCAGAGCAGGAAGAAGGCCGCCAGACGAGGCCACGGCGGGGCUCCUUUCUCGGCCCUGGAAACCGCCGGCUCCUGUGGCCCUGGGGUUUCCAUCCCAGGCCCAGCUAGGGCUAACAAAGGCAGUCAGCCUCCACCGAAAGCCACGUUUUCUGAAAAACUGAAGACGUGGUUCAGCUCUCUUGGCCAACGCUGGCAGGAGAGAGUCGGCCCUGGAGCUCCAGUGAUAGUCACCUUAAGAGAACCGGGCAAGCUUAGGUCCGCAUCACCAGAGAACACCAAACUGCCCUUCUCCAAGGGUCUGACUCACCUACGGCACGGCUUCUCUGCCCCGAUGAGCCGCAGGCCUCGCCCCGCACAGCCCCAGAUAUCAUACUCCGACCAUAUCCCCAGGCCCCGACACAGAGCCCCCUAAAUUUGCAGAAACAUCAAGAUAAGAGGCACGGGGAAUCAGCUAGUUCUCAUUACAGCCCAGUCACCAAUUUCACUCACCAUCCCAGUCCUCUUUCAAAUAAAUUCCUCUUCCUUCCGGA